This is a messenger RNA of Exophiala xenobiotica, 1266 nucleotides long. RefSeq lists its product as uncharacterized. Lineage: Eukaryota; Fungi; Ascomycota; Eurotiomycetes; Chaetothyriales; Herpotrichiellaceae. The transcript has 2 exons. The record is from RefSeq and is a predicted model, not a curated record. Bases 1 to 1266 code for a protein of 421 amino acids.
AUGAAGACUAUUCCUAUAUGCCUGGCAGCCUUGCUAGCAGCUCCGACCAUGGCACAGGUCCAACCAGUCGGAGUUACCCAACCCAUUGUGGAGGCAUGUGGUGGCUUCAGCAGCUCAGUUGUCUGCGUCAACAAAUAUGCGGCAGUACUCCCAUACCAUUUCAAUCGCUCCAUCACCUCGCUCCAAGCAGACUAUGACUUCCGAAACACUACCGUAUCGAGCGCCCCAACGUUCAGCCUGCUCAAGCAAGCCAACUUCGUGGUAUUCGACCGCCAAAGGGGCCUUGAUUAUCUCGGUGGCUCACCUCGCUGGGACUUCAUGUUCCCAAUAGGCGACUCGGUACAUGAAGCACCAGUCUACGUGCCUAAGCUCAAUCUGCUGUACAUGUCCCAAUUGCCACCGGUGAAUGCCUCUCCAGACGGCUAUCUCUCACAACUCGUGGUCAACCUCAACAUAUCCCCGCCGACAUUGAGCGAGUACCUACCGGAUCCGCCGAUCUUCGCACCAAAUGGCGGCGUCUACCACAACGGACUAAUAUACUGGGCUUCGAGCGGUGGGUUUGACAACAUCAAUGGUACUGAGCAGCGCAUCUCUAUUCAUACCGUGGACCCCAUGACCAAUAAAUCUCGAGUCAUCCUGAACAACUACUUCGGCUAUUACUUCAACAACAUGGAUGACGUUACCGUCUACCCGCCAUCUGGAGACCUAUUCUUCACCGACCCCGAUUACCCCUGGUUCAACGGCCGUGUGGACACCGCUCCUCAGUUACCCACCGCGACAUACCGCUUCAACCCGACCACAGGCGCUGUGUUCCUGGUUGACGAUACGAUCGAGCAGCCCAACGGCAUCGCUUUUUCACCGGACGGGAAGACACUAUAUAUCACGGAAACAGGUGCAUUGACCGGUAGUAUCGACCCGGCGGUCGGGCCGGGAACGAAACACUACAACACAACAGGCAGACGAUCGAUCUAUGCAUUUGACGUGGCGAACAACGGCACGAGGAUCAGCAACAAGCGCGCUUUCUACCUUGCGCAGGACUACAUCCCGGACGGUCUCAAAGUCAGUCGCGAGGGGCUUGUCUUGACAGCUUCCGGCCAUGGACUAGACGUCAUUGACGAUAUGGGUCAACUCUUGAUCCGAGUGCAAGUUAACCACACUGUGUCUAAUUUUGCAUUCACUGGGCCGGACCUGAAAUCACUCUGGCUCAUGGGCAAUAAGGGCAUUAGUAGGGUUCAGUGGAACAUCACCGGCCAGGUGUCGAAAUAG